AUGUUAUAUAGAAUAACUGAUAUAUUGGCCAAGUACUCACGAAGCUACUUGUUGCUAGUGACAUCAUUAUCACUCUCGGUCUACAUCUUCUACUACUUAAAUGUCGAACUUGUACCAAAGGUGACCAAUGGCAGGAUGUUGGACUCAUUCAUUGCAGGAUACACGGCAGAGGAGGGACUGGCAGAGUUGGACAAAUUCACAAGAUAUGAGAGGAGUCUUUACAAGUCGAUGUAUGCCGAUGGUUAUGAUGUGGUACUACCAUUCACUAUAGCCGGUGUAUUAUUAUCACUACAAGCGUUCUCUUAUCCAUUGUUCAACACUAAGCCAUUCAAACUAUUAAUGUUCAUUCCACUAUUAUACAUGAUAAGUGAUCUUUCCGAGAACUUUGUUCACUACCAAGUUUUGGUAAUGUAUGAGAAUGGAGCUACAAGACAACAAAAGUUAAACUAUCUCUUUUAUGGAGGUUGGUUCGAUUUGUUCAAGUACAUUACAUUCUGUAAGUGUUAUUAUAAUGACCAAGCUUGA
This is a messenger RNA of Acytostelium subglobosum LB1, 525 nucleotides long. RefSeq lists its product as hypothetical. The record is from RefSeq and is a predicted model, not a curated record. NCBI's taxonomy places the organism in Eukaryota, Evosea, Eumycetozoa, Acytosteliales, Acytosteliaceae. The transcript is spliced from 3 exons. Bases 1 to 525 code for a protein of 174 amino acids.